GUUUAUGAUCGAGAAGUGCCUGUGUACGGUUACUGUUACCAGAAAGUGCAACGUGGGGGCUCUUGGAUGAAAUCUUUUUUUUCCUUCGAAUACGCAAGAUCCCAGCCCUUACAAGUGGAUGAAGAUACCUCACUUGUCUGACUUUGCCAGUUGUUUGGUUUCCAAAUUUAAAAGAGUGGAGGGAAAGAAGUAGCCCAUCCUGCUAAACUUUGACCUCUGAGUGGCUUCUUAUAAACCUGCAUAGUCAAGACUUAAGCAUCCCAACUGAAUUCUGUCUCAAGAAGUGCCAUGAUCCUGAAGUCACUUUAUUAUGAAACAGUUUGAUCUGCAAACGAGUCAAGACUCUCCGACUCUGGCAGCCAGCAAUGACACUCAGUGAGCUUUUAUUGCGGCCCACAGUCUUCAAUUGGGACAUAUUGAUCGAUGAGUGACACCUGCCGAUAAAUUCACGACUCACGCUGCUCAGCGGGCUGGACUUCAUUAAAGCAACUUGUCACUUCCCUUGAGACUUACAUGUGGGAUUUGUCACAGCACUAGUUUGGGGAUUUUUGGAAGUUGGAUUGAUAUCAUCAUUUAAGAGACUCUCACAGGACCCCCACUGUUUUUCCAUCAUGGCCUUGAACGUUGCCCCCGUCAGAGACACUAAAUGGCUGACGUUGGAAGUGUGCAGGCAGUUUCAGAGGGGAACCUGCUCGCGCUCCGAUGAGGAAUGCAAAUUUGCUCACCCCCCAAAAAGCUGCCAGGUUGAAAAUGGAAGAGUAAUCGCCUGCUUUGAUUCCUUAAAGGGCCGUUGUUCAAGAGAAAACUGCAAGUAUCUUCACCCUCCAACACAUUUAAAAACUCAACUAGAAAUUAAUGGGAGGAACAAUUUGAUCCAGCAAAAAACUGCAGCAGCCAUGCUUGCCCAGCAGAUGCAAUUCAUGUUUCCAGGAACCCCACUUCAUCCAGUGCCCACCUUUCCUGUAGGUCCUGCCAUCGGGACAAACACAGCUAUUAGCUUUGCUCCUUACUUAGCACCUGUCACCCCUGGAGUUGGGUUAGUCCCAACGGAAAUUCUACCCACCACACCUGUUAUUGUCCCUGGAAGCCCACCUGUCACUGUCCCGGGCUCAACUGCGACUCAGAAACUUCUCAGGACUGACAAGCUGGAGGUAUGCAGGGAGUUCCAGCGAGGCAACUGCGCCCGGGGGGAGACCGACUGCCGCUUCGCACACCCUGCAGACAGCACCAUGAUCGACACGAACGACAACACCGUAACCGUUUGUAUGGAUUACAUAAAGGGGCGUUGCAUGAGGGAGAAAUGCAAAUAUUUUCACCCUCCUGCACACUUGCAGGCCAAAAUCAAAGCUGCCCAGCACCAAGCCAGCCAAGCUGCAGUGGCUGCCCAGGCGGCUGCAGCUGCGGCCACAGUCAUGGCCUUCCCUCCUGGUGCUCUACACCCUUUACCAAAGAGACAAGCCCUUGAAAAAGGCAACGGUGCCAGUUCGGUCUUUAACCCCAGCGUCUUGCACUACCAGCAGGCUCUGACUGGUGCCCAGUUGCAACAGCACGCCGCCUUUAUCCCAACAGAUAAUUCUGAAAUAAUCAACAGAAACGGAAUGGAAUGCCAAGAAUCUGCAUUGAGAAUAACUAAACAUUGUUACUGUACAUACUAUCCUGUUUCCUCCUCAAUAGAAUUGCCACAAACUGCAUGCUAAAUAAAGAUUUAGUUCUUCUGGACAGACCACAAACUCUAAGAAGCUAGUGCUGCUAUAUCAUAUCUGAGUAUUAAAUAUGGUAUGCUUAGUAUAUUCCAGCCUAAGAUAGUUAACUACCUGAUACCAGCUGUGAUGUUUAAAGACAUAAAGGGUAAAGUUUACUUUCAAAGAGUUUCUCAACAUAGUUUCUGUCCUAGGAAUAUUGUCUUAUCUCCAUAACUAUAGCUGAUGCACAAAGUCCAACCAAUUUAUUCAUUUCGACUCAGACGAUCUCAAAUUUAGCAAUAAACAAGUAGCAUUAGUUAAAGCACCUAUUCCAAGGACAAUUUUCAAUUCUUACUUCCAAUUACUGUCAUUUUCAGUUACCCACUGGUCAAAAAAGGGGGAUGUUUCACUUCUUGACAAAGAUGAAUGCUGCAGCAAAGACAAGAAGUGAAGUAAAACUGCUUACCUGUCCUGCAGGUCUAAAAUUUGAAUGGAAAUUCAAGCACAAGUACUGGGGACACAUCCAAGUGUGGUAUUUGGUUUGCCUGGAGAUGCCGAGUUGAAUCGUGUGAUUCUAAGAGUAACAUUAAAUAGAUUGAAAAAGAAACUUUGCACGGUAUGAUCUUCAUACCCCACCAAACAAAGUCUUGAAGGUAUUAUUUUACAAGUAUAUUUUUAAAGUUGUUUUAUAAGAGAGACUUUGUAGAAGUGCCUAGAUUUUGCCAGACUUCAUCCAGCUAGACAAGACAGAGAGGCCCAUGCCAACAGUCUAAUCUAUGGGAUCGGUCUUUCAGACUCACCAUCCGGUUGCCUAUUACAGAAUAACUCUUCUAAACUAAAAACUUAGUCAAACAAGGAAGCUGUAGGUGAGGAGAUCUGUAUAAUAUUCUAAUUUAAGUAAAUUUGAGUUUAGUCACUGAAAAUUGGACUGUGACUUUAAUCUAAAUUACUAUGUAAGCAAAAAGUAGAUAGUUUCACUUAAAAAAAUCCAUUUUUGUUUUGCAUUUCAAAAGUUGGAUUAAAGGGUUGUAACUGACUACAGCAUGGAAAAAAAAUAGUUCUUUUAAUUCUUUCACCUUAAAGCAUAUUUUAUGUCUCAAAAGUAUAAAAAACUUUAAUACGAGUACAUACAUAUUAUAUAUACACAUACAUAUAUAUAUACUAUAUAUGGAUGAAACAUAUUUUAAUGUUGUUUACUUUUUUAAAUACUUGGUUGAUCUUCAAGGUAAUAGCGAUACAAUUAAAUUUUGUUUCGAAAGUUUGUUUUAAAGUUUAUUUUAAGCACUAUCGUACCAAAUAUUUCAUAUUUCACAUUUUAUAUGUUGCACAUAUCCUCUACAGUAACUACGUAGUUUUUAAAUUAUUGUUUAAAAAGCAAGACCGCUGUUAUAAAUUAAUAUUAUGUGUAAUUGUUUAAAACAUCCAUUUCCUUUGUGAACAUAUUAGUGAUUGAAGUAUUUUGACUUUUGAGAUUGAAUGUAAAAUAUUUUAAAUUUUGGCAUCACCGCCUGUUAUAAAAACUAGAUGCACCAACCAUAUCACUCUUUGUUUAAGAAAAAGGAAAUCUGUCCUUUUAAUUCUUGUUGGUCCAAGUCUAAUUGCUAUCUAUUUAUCAUAUGUCAUAGAAUUUGAUUACCCGCUCAAAAGAAAAUAACAUUCUAAGUGUAAUCUUUCAUAGUGCUUGUAUUGUUGCAUAUGUUUUAAUUUGAGGAAGAGUAUUGUAUCUAACUUGUAUUACUUUGGUAGUUUCAUCUUUAUGUAUUAUUGAUAUUUGUAAUUUUCUCAACUAUAGCAAUGUAGUUAUGCUACAACUUGCCUAAAGCAUUCUUUUUUUUCUUGUUUUCUUUGUUAAUACCUAUCAUUUAAACUCAUUGAAAACAUAGUAUACAUUAUUAAAAGGUAAAUUGUGGGAAUCACUGAGAUAUUUUUGUAGACUAAUUGUUAUAACAUUGUCUUUCCUUUUUUUUAUGUUUUGUGAUUUUUACUUCAAAAUUUAUUAGCACACAACUAUUUCCAGCCCUUUAAUAAUGGGGCAUCAACAGCAUCACCUGUAUCCCCAAGCAAAUAGAGAAGACUGUAUUUUUACUAUGAUAUCCACUUUCCAGAAUUGUGAUUAUAAUAUGCAAAGAGUCGUAAAUAUGCCAUUUACAAUAAGGAGGAGGCAAGGCAAAUACAUAGAUGUACAAAUAUAUGUACAACAGAUUUUGCUUUUUAUUUAUUUAUAAUGUAAUUUUAUAGAAUAAUUCUGGGAUUUGAGAGGAUCUAAAACUAUUUUUCUGUAUAAAUAUUAUUUGCCAAAAAGUUUGUUUAUAUUCAGAAGCCUGACUAUGAUGAAUAAAUCUUAAAUGCUUUGUUUAAUUACAAAAACAAAACCACCAAUAUCCAAGACACAAAGAUAUCAAUUCAGUAAAUACUGUCGUUAAGAGACUAAUCGCCACUUGUACGGGAGCUGCAUUUCACUCUUGGUUUUCAGGACAUAACAGCACUUCACCAAAAUAUGCUUUCAGCCAUAUCACUGGUAACAUUUCUACUAAAUCUUUCUGUAACACUUAAAGAAUUCCCUCAUCCAUUACCUUACAGUGUCAGCAGGAGUCUAAUUUGUAUCAAUUCUAUGUUUUGGUUGUAAUAUUCAGUUCACUCACCCAAUGUGCAACCAAUGAAAUAAAAGAAGCAUUUAAAA
Molecule: messenger RNA, 4362 nt
Organism: Elephantulus edwardii (Cape elephant shrew)
Lineage: Eukaryota; Metazoa; Chordata; Mammalia; Macroscelidea; Macroscelididae
Gene: MBNL2
Product: muscleblind-like splicing regulator 2
Exons: 6
Coding region: 612-1697 (361 amino acids)
Molecular function (GO): metal ion binding
Source: RefSeq, a predicted model, not a curated record